Heterocephalus glaber (naked mole-rat) is the source of this 6181-nucleotide messenger RNA. It is a transcript of the gene Tnn, whose product is annotated as tenascin N. Gene Ontology annotation, molecular function: protein binding. NCBI's taxonomy places the organism in Eukaryota, Metazoa, Chordata, Mammalia, Rodentia, Bathyergidae. Gene Ontology annotation, biological process: regulation of cell adhesion. The record is from RefSeq and is a predicted model, not a curated record. Gene Ontology annotation, cellular component: perisynaptic extracellular matrix.
GCCUCCCCAAAUCUGAGGCGCAGGUCUCUCCCCGCCGAGGCCUCCUUCUUGUCUGCCAUGCAGCUCAUUCCAGCCAAGCUCCCACCUCUAAGUUCCUCCUGGCCAGUCAGGCACUGGUCUUUGUCCUGCCACCCCCUGCUCAUUCUGACUUCACCCCUGCCUUCCACUGUCCCAGUCCAAGGCAGUGACUUGGACAGUGUGCUGCUGCCCAUUCCAUUCCAUCUGUAGAGGGUUCGGGCCAGGGCCUGUGAGACCGUGAGUGCUCAGAAGGGCUUUCCGGGGGCGUGACCAGUGGAAACUUCCAGAGGAGGCAAGAAUGGGCAAUGGGUGAGGAAGGAAAGGAAGAUGUCUGCUUCAGAGCCUCAGGAGAGAUGGAUGAAUUCUCUCUGCUCGUUUGUCAGCUUCCAGUGGCCCCUCAGAGUCUUAAAAACGCAGUUCCCCUCAGCAAAUCUCACGGUCUCUUCUGCACCUUCCAGGACAUCCCGGAGGGUCUGCUCCAUCUCUCCGAGGAUGGGUCUCCAGGGCACUUUCGGCUUCCCCUUGGGGCUCCUGCUGGGCUCUGUGCUCCUGGUGACUUCGGCCCCAGCCACUCCGGAGCCUCCUGGCUGCAGCAACAAGGACCAACAGGUGACUGUCAGCCACACCUACAAGAUUGAGGUGCCCAAGUCUACCCUGGUGCAGGUGGAGGCCGAUCCGCAGUCCCUCAGUGAUGAUGGGACUUCACUCUUGGCCAUGGCGGAGGAGGGAGAGGAGCAGAAUCUCAUCUUCAGGCACAACAUUCGCCUCCAGACACCGCAGAAGGGCUGCGACUUGUCAGAUAGUGUCCAGGACCUCCUGGCCCGGGUGAAGAAACUAGAGGAAGAGAUGGCAGAGCUGAAGGAGCAGUGUAAUGUCCAGCGCUGCUGCCAAGGCGCUGCUGAUCUGAGCCGCCACUGCAGCGGCCACGGCACCUUCUCCCCUGACACCUGCAGCUGCCACUGCGAGCAGGGCUGGGAGGGCGCGGACUGCGAGCUGCCCAGCUGCCCCGGGGCGUGCAGCGGCCACGGGCGCUGCGUGGAUGGGCGCUGCGUGUGCGACGCGCCCUACGUGGGCCCCGACUGCGCCUACCCCGCCUGUCCGCAGGACUGCAGCGGCCACGGCGUGUGCGUGCGCGGCGUCUGCCAGUGCCAGGAAGACUUCACGUCGGAGGACUGCAGCGAGCAGCGCUGUCCCGGCGACUGCAGCGGCCACGGCUUCUGCGACACGGGCGAGUGUUACUGCGAGUUGGGCUUCACGGGUCCCGACUGCUCCCAGGUCAUCCCCCCUCAGGGCCUGCAGCUGCUGAAGAGCACCGAGAAUUCCCUGCUGGUGGGCUGGGAGCCCUCCAGCGACGUGGACCACUACCUCCUCAGCUACUAUCCCAUGGGCAAGGAGCGCUCUUCCAAGCAGAUCCAGGUGCCCAAGGAGCAGCACACCUAUGAGAUUCCUGGAUUGCUGCCUGGAACCAAGUACGUAGUCACCCUGCGCAAUGUGAAGAAAGACAUUCACAGCAGCCCGCAGCACCUGGUUGCCACCACAGAUCUUGCUGUGGUUGGCACUGCCUGGGUGACAGAAGAGACUGAGAACUCCCUCGAUGUGGAGUGGGAGAAUCCCCCAACUGAGGUAGACUACUACAAGCUGCGGUAUGGCCCAUUGACAGGGCACGAGGUGGCUGAGGUCACUGUACCUAGGAGCCGUGAACCCAAGAGCCGAUAUGACAUCACUGGUCUGCAGCCUGGGACGGACUAUAAGAUCACAGUUGUCCCCAUAAGAGGAGACUUGGAAGGCAAGCCCAUUCUCCUGAAUGGCAGGACAGAAAUUGAUGGUCCAACCAAUGUGGUCACUAAUCAAGUGACAGAAGACACAGCAGUAGUCUCCUGGAACCCAGUGAAGGCUGACAUAGACAAAUAUGUGGUGCGCUACAUCUCCCCUGAUGGAGAGACUAAAGAGAGAGCAGUACCCAGGGACCAGAGCAGCACCACCCUGACUGGCCUGAAGCCAGGAGAGACGUAUAAAGUCUAUGUGUGGGCUGAGAGGGGCAACCAAGGAAGCAAGAAAGCCGACACCAAGGCCCUCACAGAAAUUGAUAGCCCAGCAAACCUGGUAACUGAUCGGGUAACAGAAAAUACACUCACUGUCUCCUGGGACCCAGUGGAGGCUGAAAUUGACAGGUAUGUGGUAAGCUACACCUCUGCUGAUGGAGAGACCAGGGAGAUUCCAGUGGCUAAGGAGCAGACCAGCACUGACCUCAUCGGCCUGAGCCCAGGUGUGGAGUACAAAGUCUACGUGUGGGCCCAGAAGGGGGACAGGGAGAGCAAGAAGGCCAACACCCAGGCCCCUACAGACAUUGACAGUCCUAAAAAUCUGGUGACUGACAAGGUGACAGAAAAUAUGGUCACUGUCUCCUGGGACCCUGUGCAGGCCCCCAUCGAUAGGUAUGUGGUGAGCUAUACCUCUGCUGAUGGAGUGACCAAGGAGAUUCCAGUAGGGAAGGAUCAGAGGAGCACUGUUCUGACAGGUCUGAAGCCAGGGAUGGAGUAUAAAUUUCAUGUGUGGGCCCAGAAGGGGACCCAGGAAAGCAGGAAGGCUGACACCAAGGCCCCUACAGACAUUGACAGCCCCAAAAACCUGGUGACUGACCAGGUGACAGAAAAUACUGCCACUGUCUCUUGGGACCCAGUAGAGGCCGACAUUGACAGGUAUAUGGUGCGCUACACCUCUGCUGAUGGAGAGACCAAGGAGGUUCCAGUGAGGAAGGACCAGAGGAGCACCAUCCUGAGAGGCCUGAGGCCAGGUGUGGAGUACAAGGUGGACGUGUGGGCCCAGAAGGGGGCCCGGGAGAGCAGGAAGGCCAACACCAAGGCCCCCACAGACAUUGACAGCCCCAAAAACCUGGUGACUGACCAGGUGACAGAGAACACUGCCACUGUCUCCUGGGACCCAGUAGAGGCCGACAUUGACAGGUAUGUGGUGCGCUACACCUCUGCCGACGGAGAGACCAGGGAAUUUCUGGUGGGGAAGGACCAGAGCAGCACCGUCCUGACAGGCCUGAGGCCAGGUGUGGAGUACGAGGUGGACGUGUGGGCCCAGAAGGGGGCCCGGGAGAGCAGGAAGGCCAACUCCAAGGCCCCCACAGAUAUUGACAGCCCCCAAAACCUGGUGACAGACCAAGUAACAGAGAACACUGCCACUGUCUCCUGGGACCCAGUGGAGGCUGAGAUUGAUAGGUAUGUGGUGCGCUACACCUCUGCUGAUGGAGAGACCAGGGAGAUUCCUGUGAGGAAAGAGCAGAGGAGCACCGUCCUGACAGGCCUGAGGCCAGGUGUGGAGUACAAGGUGGACGUGUGGGCCCGGAAGGGGACCCAGGAGAGCAGGAAGGCCAACACCAAGGCCCCCACAGACAUUGACAGCCCCAAAAACCUGGUGACUGACCAGGUGACAGAGAACACUGCCACUGUGUCCUGGGACCCAGUGAAGGCCGACAUUGACAGGUAUGUGGUGCGCUACACCUCUGCUGACGGAGAGACCAAGGAGUUUCUGUUGGGGAAGGACCAGAGCAGCACCGUCCUGACAGGCCUGAGGCCAGGUGUGGAGUACAAGGUGGACGUGUGGGCCCAGAAGGGGGCCCGGGAGAGCAGGAAGGCCAACACCAAGGCCCCCACAGACAUUGACAGCCCCAAAAACCUGGUAACCAACCAGGUGACAGAGAACACAGCCACUGUCUCCUGGGACCCGGUGCAGGCUGACAUUGACAGGUAUGUGGUGCGCUACACCUCUGCCGAUGGAGAAACCAGGGAGAUUCCUGUGAGGAAGGGGAAGACCAGCACCGUCCUGACUGGCCUGAGGCCCGGGGUUGACUACACCAUCCAUGUGUGGGCCCAGAAGGGCACCCGGGAGAGCAAGAAGGCCAACACCAAGGCCCCCACAGAAAUUGACAGCCCCAAAAACCUGGUGACCAACCGGGUGACAGAAACUACAGCCACCAUCUCCUGGGACCCAGUGAGAGCCGCCAUUGACAGGUACAUGGUGCGCUACACAUCUGCGGAUGGAGAGACAAAGGAGAUUCCAGUGUCAAAGGAGCAAAGCAGCACCAUCCUGACAGGCCUGAAGCCUGGUGUGGCAUACACAGUUCAAGUGUGGGCCGUGAAAGGGGCUCGCGAGAGCAAGAAGGUCAGCACCAAGGCCCUGACAGAAAUAGAUCCUCCCAAAAACUUUCGUCCAUUCGGUGUGACACAUUCUGGUGGGGCAUUGACCUGGAUGCCCCCCUCUGCUCAGAUUGAUGGGUACAUUCUGACCUACCAGUUCCCCAAUGGCACCGUAAAGGAGGUGCGGCUUGGAAGAGGCGAGCAGAGGUUCGAGUUGCAAGGCCUUGAGCAGGGCAUCACCUACCCUGCCUCCUUGGUUGCUUUUAAGGGUGAUCACAGGAGCAGGAGUGUAUCCACCUCCCUCUCCACAGUUGAUGCUCGUUUUCCACACCCCUCGGACUGCAGUCAGAUUCAGCAGAACAGCGAUGCCGCCAGUGGCCUCUACACCAUCUACCUGAAUGGUGAUGUCAACCGGCCCCUGAAGGUUUACUGUGACAUGGACACAGACGGAGGCGGCUGGAUUGUCUUCCAGAGACGGAACACUGGGCAGUUGGAUUUCUUCAAGCGCUGGCGGAGCUAUGUGGAAGGCUUCGGGGACCCUAUGCAGGAGUUCUGGCUUGGACUUGAUAAGCUACACAAUCUUACUAGUGGCACCCCUACCCGGUAUGAAGUCAGAGUGGAUUUACAGACCUCCAAUGAAUCUGCCUACGCCGUAUAUGAUUUAUUCCAAGUGGCCUCCCCCAAGGAGCGGUAUAAGCUGACAGUUGGGAAAUACAGAGGCACAGCAGGGGAUGCUCUUACAUACCACAAUGGAUGGAAGUUUACAACUUUUGACAGAGACAAUGAUAUCGCCCUCAGCAACUGUGCUCUGACGCAUCAUGGCGGCUGGUGGUAUAAGAACUGCCACUUGGCCAACCCUAAUGGCAAAUACGGGGAGACUAAGCAUAGUGAGGGGGUGAACUGGAAGCCGUGGAAAGGACAUGAAUUCUCCAUCCCUUACGUGGAGUUGAAAAUUCGCCCAAAUGGCUACAGCAGAGAGCGUUUCCAUGGCAGAAAGAAGCGGACUUUGGGAGGAAAGACGAGAAUGUUCUGAUGGCCCGUCCGGCGGUGUUCGCAGGAGACAAAACCAGCUGGGGUCGGGGCUGAGAGUUUGGGGCCGGUGGGUGGCUGUGGCUGGGAAGUGGAAAGUUGGAGGAUGCUCCCGGCCUCUGGUUUCUGAGAUUGCUGGAAAACCCACAGAACAAAUGAAGGCAGCAUGCUUGGAAUCCUAGAGGUUCCUUCCCAGUCACCUGCAGUUUUGCCCAUCUACGCUAGGGGACCUGAUCAUCAGCACUAUCCUGGUUGCAGUCUGUAUGGGUGAAAACGAGGGUUUUGGAACUGCAAGUUUUUUUCAGCCAAAUAUACUGGAUUAGGGUGGAAAAAAAUGAAUCUUCCAGCACUUCACUGGCAAUCUCUAGGAACUGGUGUACACACAUAUAUAUUUAAAUCUCUGCUAAUACAAAUCUUCUUUCUAGAAAGUUGCACCAAAGAGAGCUUCCGAUUGCACAGGAGUCAGGGCUGGGGUAACCUGAUGAUUGUUGCCUCCUAUUUCCUGUGGGUUUUGAGGGAAAAAGUGUAAAUCCCACUCCUUUUUAAUUGCUGGUGUUGUGAGGAAAAAUGAAGAGAAUAAAAAGGGGCCAAGAUGCAUUCACAUUUAGCUAGUUUCUGACUGGUCUCCAGUAUUCUGGAAACCAAAGCUGCCAUUUUACUGCUAUUUUUAACUGCCCCCUUUCCAGCUAUUUGCAUAAUCAUUUUCAUAGAUCUGCAUAUGUUGUAAAUAAAUUCUCACUCAUUUCAACUUAAAUAAUUUGACUCUCUUAAACACUAGUUCCUUCCAAGACUCUUCCCUGACUGCCUUUCACUCCCACCAGGCCCUCAGCCUCCCUCCCUGAGUUUCCAGGCAGCAGGGCACUGAGAGGCUGUCUUUGACUGCAUGCUCAGCAUGUCAGAUCCUUUUUUGCUGGUUUCCUAUCAUUUUGGAAGGUUUUCUGUAGCCAAGUCAAUGACCAUUGAAGUAACUUAAAUUCUUAUUCCAGAAA